CCCAAGUGGCAUAUUGGUGAGAAAAAGCCUCGUUUGUCUCACAGGAAGAAGUCGAGAAAACAUGAAGAAAAGCGACAGUUGAAGAAACCACUUUUGAAAACUUACGGGCUCAGCAUAUCUCUCCUCCGGGUGGUUGGAUUAAAAUGUGUCACUGUCAAAGCGCAGAAAGUGUGCGCGCAUUCAAACAAGUGGAUUGAUAGAGACAUUGAGUCGUCUGGACACAUUGCGGUGGAUCAGAGGGCUUGAAGUAUCAUAACAAAAACUGUAACAUUUGCAGGCAUGUCGGAGCACAGGUCCAGUUUCCUUCACAUUGGGGAUAUAGUGUCUCUUUAUGCGGAGGGAACUGUCAAUGGAUUUAUCAGCACUUUAGGGUUGGUGGAUGACAGAUGUGUGGUGCAACCUGAGGCGGGAGAUCUCACAAACCCGCCGAAAAAAUUCAGAGAUUGCUUCUUCAAAGUGUGUCCCAUGAAUAGGUACUCUGCACAGAGACAAUUCUGGAAGGCAAAACAGGGGAAACAUGGGAAUAACACGCAGGGAGAUCUGUUUAAGAAAUUACAGCAUGCAGCAGAACUGGAGCAAAAGCAAAAUGACACGGAAAACAAAAAGUUGCUGGGAGAAGUUGUCAAAUACAGUCAAGUUAUACAGCUUCUACACAUAAAGAGUAAUAAGUACCUGACAGUGAAUAAGCGUCUACCUGCCCUGCUUGAGAAGAACGCCAUGCGUGUGUCUCUGGACCCCUCAGGAAACGAGGGCUCCUGGUUCUACAUCCAGCCUUUCUGGAAGCUUCGCAGUGAAGGCGACAAUGUGGUGGUUGGAGACAAAGUGGUUCUGAUGCCUGUAAACGCAGGGCAGCCCCUUCACGCAAGCAACAUUGAACUCCUGGAUAACCGUGGCUGCAAAGAGGUUAAUGCUUUGAACUGCAACACUAGUUGGAAGGUCACUCUCUUCAUGAAAUUCAGUGAAUACAGAGAUGAUGUCUUAAAAGGGGGCGAUGUGGUGAGGUUGUUUCAUGCCGAGCAAGAGAAGUUUCUGACUUGUGAUGAAUACAAGAAACAACAGUACGUCUUCUUGCGCACCACUCUCCGCCAAUCAGCAACUUCCGCCACCAGUUCAAAAGCUCUCUGGGAAGUGGAGGUGGUACACUAUGACCCCUGCAGAGGAGGAUCUGGCCAAUGGAACAGCCUAUUUCGCUUUAAACAUCUCGCCACAGGAAAUUACCUUGCGGCAGAGGUGAAUCCUGAUUUUAAAGAUAAUUGUGUCGACAAAAAUGAGACUGAGACCGACUCUUUGUACUCUAAAAAGAAGUGGCAGACUGAAAAAAUCCCCUACAUCCUUGUCGCAGUGCCCCACGGCAACGACAUCGCCUCUCUCUUUGAACUGGAUGCUACUACUUUACAGCGGGCUGACUGCCUGGUGCCCAGGAACUCGUAUGUGAGACUCAGGAACCUGUGCACAAACACCUGGGUGACCAGCACCAACAUUCCCAUUGAUGUUGAGGAGGAACGACCCGUUAUGCUCAAGAUCGGAACCUGCCAAAUGAAGGAGGACAAGGAGGCAUUCUCCAUUAAUUCUGUCCCCCUGUCAGAGGUCAGAGACUUGGACUUUGCCAAUGAUGCCAACAAGGUUCUGGAGCAGUUUGUGCAUAUAUUGGGGAUCAGCAACUUCCCUGCAGCAAAUGAACGCAGGUUUACCAUUAAGCUGUUGGAGGAUCUGAUUUUCUUUGUGUGCGAUGUGCCAAAUAAUGGCCAGGAAGUGCUGUCAGUGGUGAUCUCAAACCCAAACAGAGAGAGACAGAAACUCAUGAGAGAGCAAAACAUCCUUGCACAGAUUUUUGGCAUUCUGAAAGCCCCGUGUUCCGACAUUAAGGAGUCACCCAUGCCGAAGUUGGAAGAUCUGGGCAACCAGUGCAAUGCUGCAUUUAAGUACAUGCUGCAGCUGUGUUACAGGAUAUUACGCCAUUCCCAACAAGACUACCGCAAGAAUCAGGAGUACAUAGCCAAGAAAUUUUCCAUCAUGCAAGCUCAGAUUGGUUAUGAGAUCCUGGCAGAGGACACAAUCACUGCUCUCCUGCACAACAACCGCAAGCUGUUAGAGAAGCACAUCACCGCACGAGAGAUUGAGACCUUUGUCAAACUUCUGCGCAGGAACCGAGAGCCCAGGUUUCUAGAUUAUUUGUCUGACCUCUGUGUCUCCAACAAAACGGCAAUUCCUGUCACUCAGGAGCUGAUCUGCAAAUUCAUGUUGAACCCCUCUAAUGCAGACAUCCUUAUCCAGACCAAACUGAUCAUACACAUGGAGAGCUCUCUAAUUCAGGAGGAUGGUGAUGACGAAGAGGUGUGGCUGUACUGGAUUGAUAGCCACAAAGAGCCUCAUGGGAAGUCCAUCCGUCACCUGGCCCAGGAUGCCAAGGAUGGACAAAAGAUGGAUACUGACAUCAUCAUCUACUACAGGUGCCAACUCAAUCUUUUUGCUAAAAUGUGCCUGGACCGGCAGUAUCUGGCCAUUAAUCAAAUUUCCAGCCAGUUGCCGGUGGAUCUGAUCCUCCGCUGCAUGUUUGAUGACUGUCUGCCCUACAACCUGCGUGCCUCAUUUUGUCGGCUAAUGCUGCACAUGCAUGUGGACCGGGACCCGCAGGAGGCCGUGGUGCCUGUUCGCUACGCACGCCUCUGGACUGAGAUACCCUCCAAGAUCUCCGUCAAUGAGUAUGAAUAUGAGUUCAGAGACACGUCCAGAGAAGAGAUGAAGAGGAAGUUUGCCCCUACUAUGCGGUUUGUCGAUGAAUACCUCAAAGAUGUGGUCAGUCAGACUUUCCCAUUUGGAAACACAGAGAAGAAUGAACUGACCCUUGAGGUGGUCCACCUGGCACGUAACCUUGUCUACUUUGGCUUCUACAGCUUUAGUGAGCUGUUGUGCCUCACACGCACCCUGCUGGCCAUCCUGGAUAUUGUCCAGCCCACUUUCCCUUUUUUGUCCAAACUCAGCAAGAGUAUUGAGGGAGGUAAUAAUGUCAUGCGUAGCAUCCAUGGUGUGGGUGAGAUGGUGACUCAGAUGGUCCUGAGCCGAGGCGCAAUGAUGCCCCACAGUCUCCCCGAUGCUCAGCCAAUCCACGGCAAGCAAAUCAGUCUCUCUGACAAUGAGGAUGUCAUGGUGAUGGACACUAAGCUCAGGAUUAUUGAGAUUUUGCAGUUUAUUCUGAAUGUGCGUCUUGAUUACCGCAUCACCUACCUGCUGUCUAUAUAUAAAAAAGAGUUUGGCGAACAGACUUUGGACAGUUCUGUCUCAGUUGAUGUCCCUGUCAUAUCUGAGCCAAACAUAGAGGAGAUCGCAGAGAAAGCUGAGAAUAUGUUUUCUGGAAGUGUUAAGGAGAGGAGCACGGUGGACCUUGAUGAUGAAGGUGGCCAGACGUUUCUGCGGGUGUUAAUUCACCUCAUCAUGCAGGACUAUCCUCCGCUGGUUUCCGGCUCUCUGCAGCUCAUCUUCAAACACUUCAGCCAGAGGGCUGAAGUUCUCCAGGCAUUUAAACAGGUCCAGUUGCUGGUUUCUGAGCAGGAUGUGGAGAACUAUAAGCAGAUUAAGGCAAACCUGGACCAGUUGCGUCUAACAGUAGAGAAGUCAGAGCUGUGGGUCGAGAAGAGUGGAGGUUACGGCAAUGAAGACAUUACUGAGAAUCAGAACAAAGAGCAGAAUUUGGAGGAAGUUGGUAUCUUGAGCCCAGUGCAGGAUGGGAACAGUAAACCUCAAAUAGACAGCAACAAAGCCAACAACUACAAAAUUGUAAAAGAGAUCCUGCUGAGUCUCAGUAAACUUUGCUACCCUGCUAAGAAGAGUCGCAUGCAACAGCAGAGGCUCCUGAAGAACAUGGGAGCUCACACCGUGGUACUGGAUCUGCUCCAGAUCCCAUAUGAAAAAGGUGAUGAGAAGAUGGAUGAGAUCAUGACUCUCGCCCACACCUUUCUCCAGAACUUCUGCAGAGAUAACCCUCAGAACCAGACGCUGCUGCACAAACAUCUCAACCUCUUCCUCACACCCGGGCUUCUGGAGGCAAAGACCAUGUGCUACAUCUUUAGGAACAACUACCACCUGUGCAAUGAGAUCAGUGACCGUGUGGUGCAUCAUUUCGUGCACUGCAUCGAAACCCACGGCCGCCACGUGCAGUACCUGCGCUUUCUCCAGACCAUCGUCAAGGCUGAUGGAAAAUACGUGAAGGAGUGUCAGUGCAAAGUCAUGAAUGAGCUGGUGAACGGAGGGGAAGAUGUGCUGCUCUUCUAUAUUGACCGUGCCUCCCUCCCCGUGCUGCUGAAUAUGAUGAGGUCUGAGAGGGAACGCAAUGAUGAGAACGGGGCUCUGGCAUACCACAUCACUCUGGUGGAGCUGCUGGCAGCGUGCACAGAGGGCAAGAAUGUUGAUACCGAGCUCAAGUGCAACUCACUUCUUCCGCUUGAUGACAUCGUCAAGGUGGUCAUUCACGAAGACUGCAUUCCAGAGAUAAAAAUAGCGUACGUAAAUUUCGUGAACCACUGCUAUGUGGACACUGAGGUGGAGAUGAAGGAAAUCUACACCAGCCAUCACAUUUGGAAGCUCUUUGAGAAUUUCCUCACAGACAUGGCCAGGGUGUGCAAUAGCACCACAGACAGGAAGCAUGCUGACGCAUGCCUGGAAAAAUACAUCACUGAUACCAUCAUUGCCAUCGUCAAGGGCUUCUUUGGCUCCCAGUUCUCUGUCAGCAACUCAAACCUGCAGGCCCAUCAACCUAUUUUCAUUAAGCUGCUUCAGUCUGCCUGCAGACUCUACAACUGCACCUGGCUCAACCCCCUGCAGAAGACCAACAUUGAGGGUUGCAUCAAAACCCUUGCUGACGUGGCUAAGAACAGAGCCAUCGCCAUUCCAGUGGACCUGGAUGGUUUGAUUAAUGCCCUGUUUCAGAAGACACACACCAACAUGGUGCAGCGUGCAGCUAAAGACUGGAGAAUGUCAGCCCGCGCUCGCCCCCGCAAAGAGCCCUUUGGGACCCUUGAUUACAAGAACAUCAUUGAGAAGCUUCAGGGAGUCGUUGCCUAUCUAGAGGAGCAGUUCAGUCCACGGGUGCAGGCUGAGUUCUCUGUACUAGUAGACGUACUGCACAGCCCAGAAUUACUGUUUCCCCAGUCAGCACAGCUCAGUGAGAAUGGAGCCUUCAUGUCCAAGCUCAUCAAACACACCAAAAAACUGAUGGAGAAAGAGGAGAAGUUGUGCAUUAAGAUCCUUCAGACCCUGCGAGAGAUGCUGGAUAAGGAGGAGAUGUUUGAAGAGAAAGCUAAUGCACUGAGGAAGACUCUUCUCACACACUACUUUGGCAAUCAGCUGCCCUACACCAAGUCCCUGGAUUAUAGCGGUGGAAACAGCUCUUCCUCUGGAGGUGGCUCUCCAGGGCAGGACUCUGAUAAGCCUGGCACCAGCCUUGCAGAAACUCAGAGUAGGUUAGACGGUGUGGGGGCAUCCGAGCUCGUCAUUGACCUCAUCGUCAGCACUAAGAAUGACCGUAUCUUUGAGGAGAGCAUUCUGCUGGGCAUUGCUCUGCUAAAAGGAGGGAAUACACAAAUUCAGAACUCCUUUUACAAUCAGCUGCACAAGCAGAAGAAGUCAGAGAAGUUCUUUAAGGUGUUCUACGAUCGAAUGGAGCAGGCUCAGAAAGAGAUCCGCUCUAGUGUGUCCGUCAACAUGUUUGAGCUCAGCUGUAGGAAAAGAGAGGAGGAGGGAGAGGGCUCUGGUAUCAGAUAUAAAAAAGUUCGAGACCCCUUGCAUCUCAGAGAGGAAAUGCGGGGUCAACUCAAAGAAGCCUCCUCAGUCACCUCCAAGGCAUACAGCACUUUUCGCCGGGAGCUGGACCCCGAGAUAGAGCUGAUGGGGUCAGGAGGAUUGGAAGGGUUGGAGGAGGUCGAGGAGGAGAUCCAGAUGAGCCAGGCGAUCACUAUCAUGAAACCCAUACUACGCUUCCUUCAGCUGCUCUGCGAGAAUCACAACAGGGACCUGCAGAACUUUCUGCGAGAUCAGAACAACAAGACCAAUUAUAACCUUGUGUGUGAAACACUCCAGUUUCUGGACUGUAUCUGUGGCAGUACCACUGGAGGCUUGGGGCUGCUGGGGCUCUACAUUAAUGAGAGGAAUGUGGACCUUGUCAUACAAACACUAGAGACGAUCACAGAGUACUGUCAGGGUCCUUGCCACGAGAACCAGUCAUGCAUAGCCAGGCACGAGUCGAACGGCAUUGACAUCAUCAUUGCUCUCAUUGUGAACCCAAUCGAUCCUUUGGGAAAGAACCGACUUGACCUUGUGCUGGAACUGAAGAACAAUGCAUCUAAACUUCUCCUGGCCAUCAUGGAAAGUUGUCAUGACAGCGAGAACGCUGAGAAGAUCCUCUACAAGAUGAGACCCAAUGAACUGUUUGAUGUGAUGAAUGAAGCCUACGAUCAUGUAGAAGAAAGUAAGAUUGAUCAAGAGACAUCAAAUCAGAUCAGACCUAAAGACGUUGGCCACAACAUCUACAUCCUGGCCCAUCAGUUGGCUCGACAUAGAAAAGACCUCCAGCAGAGUUUGAAACCUGGUCUAGACCCUAAUGCCGAAGGAGAGGAAGCACGCAGAUACUACGCCAACCACACUGCUCAGAUAGAGAUUGUGCGUCACGAUCGCACAAUGGAGCAGAUAGUGUUUCCUGUGCCCAACAUCUGUGAGUACCUGACAGAAGAAACGAAAGUGCGCGUGUUCACAACCACUGAGCGAGAUGAUCAGGGCAGCAAAGUCAAUGACUUCUUUCAGCAGUUUGAUGACCUCUACAAUGAGAUGAGGUGGCAGAAGAAAAUAAGAAAUAACGCACCACUUUUCUGGGUGUCGAAACACAUAUCUCUAUGGGGCAGCAUUUCCUUCAAUUUGGCUGUGCUGGUCAACUUAGCUGUUGCUCUUUUCUACCCAUUUGGAGAUGAUGGAGAUGAGGGUAUCUUGCCACCAUUCGUGUCCAUCUUGCUUUGGGUUGCGGUGGUCGUGAGCACCUUCAUGUUGUUCGUCCUACCCCGGCCUGGGGGGAUUCUGGUGUUCCUGGUCACCGUCAUUCUCCGCUCCAUAUACACGCUGGGCCUAGCACCCACACUGCUGCUGCUGGGGGCCGUUAACCUGCUGAAUAAAAUUGUGUUCCUGGUGAGUUUUGUGGGGAACCAGGGCACGUUCACGCGAGGGUAUAAAGCGGUCAUCAUGGACGUCUUCUUCCUUCUCCACAUCAGUUUUGUCAUCGUGUGCAUGUUGGGUCUGUUCGUACACGAGUUCUUCUACAGCAUUCUGUUGUUUGAUUUAGUACGUAGAGAGGAAACACUUCUAAAUGUAAUGAGGAGUGUGACGAAGAACGGCCGCUCCAUCUUCCUCACAGCUGUUCUGGCUAUAAUCCUGGUCUACCUCUUCUCCAUUGUGGGCUUCCUCUUCUUUAAAGAUGACUUCUUGAUGGAAGUGGACCGCCUACCUGGCUUAAAGAGACCAGACAUGAAGGAGCCUAUGACCUGUGUUAGUGAGACCUGUUCUAACUCCCCCUUUAGCCCUCAACACGCAGAGGAAGAUGAUGAAGAUGGUACAGAGCGUGUAUGUGACACCCUGCUGAUGUGUAUCAUUACGGUUCUGAACCACGGGCUGAGGAACGGAGGAGGAAUCGCAGAUGUACUGCGCAAACUCUCUAAAGAGGAGCCCAUGUUCCCGGCACGCGUUGUGUACGACCUCCUGUUCUUCUUCAUUGUCAUCAUCAUUGUGUUGAACCUCAUCUUUGGUGUGAUCAUCGACACCUUUGCUGAUCUCAGGAGUGAGAAACAAAGAAAGGAGGAGAUUCUGAAGACCUCCUGCUUCAUUUGUGGUCUUGAAAGAGACAAGUUUGAUAACAAGACUGUGUCAUUCGAGGAACACAUAAAAUCAGAGCACAACAUGUGGCACUACUUGUACUUCCUUGUCUUGGUGAAGGUGAAGGACCCCACUGAAUAUACAGGCCCUGAGAGCUAUGUGGCCCAGAUGAUUAAGGAGAAGAAUCUGGACUGGUUUCCACGAAUGAGGGCCAUGUCUUUGGUGAGCUCUGAGGGUGAGAGCGAACAGAACGAGAUACGAUCGCUGCAGGAGAGGUUGGACACCACCGUCACACUGGUGACUCAGCUGUCUAGCCAGCUUGCUGAACUUAAAGAACAGAUGACAGAGCAAAGGAAGACAAAACAGAGACUAGGCUUCCUGGGACCGUCACAGAUGAACCAUCACAUGCCCCCUGCACACUGAGGACGACCUUACAGUAUCACACCUCUGAACACACACUCUCACACACAUGCUUAUGUUCACACCAUGAACAAAACUACACUCAUGGUGACAUCACACUUUACAUUGUGACAGUUGUUCAGUUACAAAAUCAGCAAUGACUAAAGACUUAACCAUCAUCUCAUAUAAGUGGUUUCUUUAUAAAGUGCAUGUUGUUUACUCUUUCUUGAAAAUAUUAUUUUGGAAAAUCAUGAACACUGUACUUAUUACCAGUAUUGUUCAGGGUAUUGGAACAUGCAGUCCAUUUUCUCCCUGUUUAACUUCGACAGCCUUUGGAAUGGCUGUCUGUUUUUUUAGCUUAAGUAUUAACUCCUUCGUGUUUUUAUUGUCAUUUAAAUAACUGGAGUAUUGCUGUAACUCAGGGUGGACUUUCUGUACUGGAAUAACUGGAGAGAUAAAGUGCCUUUUGACAGUCAAACUUUUUAAAAUCGCUGACUUGUGCCUUACAGUUCCUUUGAUGAAAGAUAUAAAACUGGAAAAAUUAUCAUCUCAUAAUCAUGGGACCAUCUGUAUCUAUUUGUGCCGCCUUCUACAAACACCUAAACCCUCUGAACUCUAGUCUUAACUCUCACAUGAUGAUUUUUACAUUUUAUUUUAAGUCAGAAAUGUGACUACCCUGCACAUGCACUGUUUGUGCCUGCCUUACAAAGGAGUACAGAAAGUAAUAAAGAAUGUAUAUUUGUUUAUUAGAAUGGUUAGCUUUGACUGUUUGUUUGUCUAAAACUGUCAGACCCCCCACAGACCUACUGUAGCAGAAUUGCAAUGAUUGUUUAAAGAAAUUACAUAAUACUUAUUUUUGUCUUGAACUGGGUAAAAACUACAUAUAACAGUAGUUGGCACUCUUAACUUUAUCACAACAACAGUUUUGGUGGGGAAAAAUUGCAUAUUGAAUGUCACAGCUUGCUAAAAUCACACAAAAUUCACCCCAAAACAAGAUAUAUUUAAAAUCAAGAUUUGUAUUAUCAGUGGCUUACAAAAGUUCAAGUUCAAGACUUUAUUGUCAUAUGUGUGGUCCUUUUAAUGCAAGUGAAUGGUGGCCAGACCUUUGAAGCUCCAAAAAUGCACAUAAAGGCAGCAUAAAAGUAAUCCAUACAACUCCAGUGGUUUAAUCCAUAUCUUCUGAAGCUAUGCAAUCACUUUGGGUGAGAAACAGAUCAAUAAUUAAAUCCUUUUUUUUACUAUAAAUUUCCACUUUCAGAAUGUGAAAUAAUGUCAAAGUGAAAGUGUAGCUUUCUAGUAAAAAAGGACUUAAAUAUUGAUCUGUUUCUCACCCACAUCUAUUAUAUCGCUUCUGAAGACAUAUAUUUAACCACUGGAGUCUUAUGGAUUACUUUUAUGCUGCCUUUAUGGGAUCUUUGGAGCUUCAAAGGUCUGAUCACCAUUCACUUUCAUUGUAAGGACCUACAGAGCUGACAUGUUCUUCUAAAAAUCUUCAUUUGUGUUCAUCAGAAGAAAGAAAGUCUGGGAUGGCAUGAGGGUGAGUAAAUGAGGGACUUUUCGUUUUUGGGUGAACUAUCCCUUUAAGGUUGUUGUGGUGAAAAACAGGCAAUGGAAACAAUAGAAGCAAUCAUAAAAAUUAAAGGAAUAGUAAACCCGAACAUUUCCUCCAUUGCUAACCCACUCUAAUGCUGCCUAAAACUUGUAUGACUUUCUUCUUCAAAACACAAUUGAAUAUAUUUUGAAGGAUGUAUGAUGUGUUUUUGUUCAUACAAUGUAAGUCAGUGGGGUCCAAAACUUUUAAGAUCCAAAAAGGACAUAAAGGCCUUUUAUGGAUUAAAAUUAAUCCAUACAACUUCAGUGGUUUAAUCAAUGUAUUCUGAAGUGAUACGAUCAUUUUUGGUGAGAACAGACCAAAAUAUUAGUCCCUAUUCACUAUAAAUCUUGACAUCCGCCAUCUCCUUGGUGCAUUUGUGAGAGAAGGUAAUUCACACACUUCCAGUUGGGCUAUUUUGAAAAUGCAGACAUAAUUUAAAACUAUAGUUGUGGGUUGAAUUUUUUUGGGAUACUUUUAAAAUGUACGUUGGUUGCUAAAAUGUUGGUUAUAAACACUAGAAAAUGAAAAUACAUAUCGAUGUGUAAUGAUACUGGAAUUGAGAGCAAAGUCUUAUAAAGCGCAACUGGUACUCAUGUUGAUAAACAUUGUUAGAAUAAUAUCUCUAUAAUAAAACAUCAGUUGAUUGCUUUAGAUAUAGUAUUCCUUGUUGUUUAUGGUAGAUCACCCUCCACAGUUACUAGAGAAUCUUGUGCUUCAACUCUGGUUAAAAUUAGCCUCAAACAGCUCCAUUAUAGCUCACAGCUGUCACUAAGUGAGGGAAAGUCCAGCACUUCUGGAAUGCUUCAUCAGGGAAAAGACAGCUGGAUAGCUGCCACUCUCACCAACUGUCCCCACUCACACCGAUCGCUCAUCCGUUGGCAAACAGGCUCUUUUACGAUAUGGAACAGGAACAAACAAUGAACAGCAAUAGUCAUGGUUAUUCUAGUUAUUCAAUGAACAGGUUUCAGAAGCUUUUGUUUUAUUAUCAACACUGAUCACUACUGUAUUUAUCCUUCCGUAAAGGCCAGUACACAUACACUGUCUGUCUCGCAUAAGAUUAUAUUGUGCCGGUCAAUAAAGGAGGUGUGCGCAGUUAUGGGGGCACGGGCAAUAAGGGACGACACAUUUAGUAAACAGCAUCCAUAAUAAACAGUCACUAAUCUAAA
Messenger RNA from Myxocyprinus asiaticus (Chinese sucker), 11007 nucleotides. Its product is annotated as inositol 1,4,5-trisphosphate receptor type 2-like. Lineage: Eukaryota; Metazoa; Chordata; Actinopteri; Cypriniformes; Catostomidae. The record is from RefSeq and is a predicted model, not a curated record. Gene Ontology annotation, molecular function: inositol 1,4,5 trisphosphate binding; inositol 1,4,5-trisphosphate-gated calcium channel activity. The coding region runs from base 280 to 8271 and encodes 2663 amino acids. The transcript is spliced from 57 exons. Gene Ontology annotation, biological process: calcium ion transmembrane transport. Gene Ontology annotation, cellular component: membrane; endoplasmic reticulum.